AUGCGUGUAAUAUUGCUCUUCCUGUUGAUGACAACAAUCACCAUGGCCGACGAAGACCAUAAAACCCAGACCGAUUGUGACGAAUGCCGAAAAAUGACACUCUACGCAAAUACGCUGAUGAAGAUGGUCGGCGACAAGAAGGGAGAUCCUAUACCUACCACUGGAGGCGAGUACAAAACUGUAAGUUAGACACCCCAAUGGUAAAUAUACUUAUUUUGGGUAGAAUGGCUGCUGUAUUAGUAAAUACAAAAAAAUUUUUUUUUGAAAAACAUUAGCUCUUUUUGAGCUGGAAAAAAAGUUUUUGCAUUUUAAAACCAUUGUUUUGGAAAAUGUAAAUUUUUUAAAAAUUCGAAUUUCAGAAGCUCGUGAAGUGUCGCCAGAAUAAUGCAACCGAUACCCAAAUCACGAAGCGUUGCCAUUUGCAUGAGGACGUACUGAACGCCAUGCACGAUGCCCGACUCCACGACAACAUUAUCGAUUGGCGCAAAAUGUGCGCCAAUACCUGCAAACUCCGGAAAAUCUAUGGCCAUUGA
Molecule: messenger RNA, 533 nt
Organism: Bursaphelenchus okinawaensis
Lineage: Eukaryota; Metazoa; Nematoda; Chromadorea; Rhabditida; Aphelenchoididae
Source: the annotation of a GenBank genome assembly